Zootoca vivipara (common lizard) is the source of this 5822-nucleotide messenger RNA. RefSeq names its product karyopherin subunit alpha 5 (gene KPNA5). Gene Ontology annotation, cellular component: cytoplasm. The record is from RefSeq and is a predicted model, not a curated record. Gene Ontology annotation, biological process: protein import into nucleus. NCBI's taxonomy places the organism in Eukaryota, Metazoa, Chordata, Lepidosauria, Squamata, Lacertidae. Gene Ontology annotation, molecular function: nuclear import signal receptor activity; protein binding.
GGAGAACCGAGAGCCCCGUUUCUCGCCAUUGGCGGCUCCGUUCCCCCUCCGCGCACUAGCGCCGGCGCGCGGGUGGUGCUGGGCGGAGGGGAGAUAGAAGAGGAGGGACCGGCUUCUUCGGCGCGCCUGGAGCCGCCAUCUUGGACGGCCAAUCUGCCCGCUCUAGUGCUCUGCGGAGGGGAAAGCGGCGGGGGGCUACCCGCAAUGGAUACCAUGGCAAGCCCAGAAAAGGAUCACUACAGAAUGAAAAGUUAUAAAAACAAUGCCCUCAAUCCCCAAGAGAUGCGGCGACGAAGAGAAGAGGAAGGUAUUCAGCUUCGUAAACAGAAAAGGGAAGAACAAUUAUUUAAACGCAGAAAUGUUGCUCUACUCGGAAAUGAAGAGUCAAUGCAAGAAAGUCCAAUCCAGGAUCCUGAUGUGAGCUCUACGGUGCCUAUUCCUGAGGAAGAUGUCAUUACCUGUGAUAUGGUGCAGAUGGUUUUCUCAGAAGAUCCCGACCAACAACUUGCAGCUACUCAGAGAUUUAGAAAACUGCUUUCUAAAGAACCUAAUCCCCCAAUAGAUGAAGUCAUACAAAAACCAGGAGUUGUGCAGAGAUUUGUGAAAUUUCUAGAAAAGAAUGACAAUUGCACUCUUCAGUUUGAAGCAGCAUGGGCUCUUACAAAUAUAGCAUCUGGGACAUUUCUGCACACCAAAGUGGUAAUCGAGACCGGAGCUGUCCCAAUUUUUAUCAAGUUGCUGAACUCUGAACAUGAAGAUGUCCAGGAACAGGCAGUGUGGGCUCUUGGUAAUAUUGCUGGAGACAAUGCAGAAUGUAGAGAUUACGUGCUAAACUGUGGAAUACUUCCCCCGCUCUUACAACUGCUAACACAUUCAAACAGACUUACAACGACUAGAAAUGCAGUUUGGGCACUUUCAAAUCUCUGUAGAGGCAAGAAUCCACCUCCUGAUUUCAGCAAGGUUCGUCUUUGCUUAGGUGUUUUGUCAAGACUGUUGUUUAGCAGUGACCCAGAUGUAUUAGCAGAUGCUUGCUGGGCCCUCUCUUACCUAUCAGAUGGACCAAACGAUAAAAUCCAAGCAGUUAUUGACUCUGGAGUCUGCCGAAGAUUAGUAGAACUUCUGAUGCACAAUGACUACAAAGUGGUAUCUCCUGCAUUAAGAGCGGUUGGAAAUAUUGUUACUGGCGAUGAUAUUCAAACACAGGUAAUUCUAAAUUGCUCUGCAUUACCCUGUCUCUUACAUUUGCUGAGUAGUCCCAAGGAAUCUAUACGGAAAGAAGCUUGCUGGACAGUUUCUAAUAUAACUGCAGGAAACAGAGGCCAAAUUCAGGCUGUUAUAGAUGCAAAUAUCUUUCCAGUAUUGAUUGAAAUUCUUCAGAAAGCUGAAUUUCGCACUAUAAAAGAAGCAGCAUGGGCCAUUACUAACGCAACAUCAGGAGGGACUCCUCAACAGAUUAGUUAUUUGGUGGCUUUAGGCUGUACCAAGCCUCUCUGUGAUCUUCUGACUGUGAUGGAUUCUAAAAUAGUUCAGGUGGCAUUGAACGGACUUGAAAACAUUCUGCGACAUGGAGAGCAAGAAUCUAAACAAAAUGGGAUUGGGGUUAAUCCUUACUGUGCCCGUAUAGAGGAAGCGUAUGGACUAGAUAAAAUUGAAAUUCUUCAAAGUCAUGAAAACCAGGAGAUCUACCAAAAAGCUUUUGAUCUAAUUGAACAUUACUUUGGUGUGGAAGAAGAGGAUGCCAAUAUUGUACCACCAGUGGAUGAAAAUGAACAGCAGUUUUUGUUCCAGCAGCAGGAAGCUCCAAUGGAGGGAUUCCAGUUGUAACCAUUCAGUUUAAAGGAAAAAUAGUAGCUCAUCAUGAUAGCCUCCAUUUGUGGGCCAAAGUGAGGAAAGGUGGAAAUGUUUUAUUGGAGACAGAUGAAGAAGCAAACUCGUGCAUUUAUGUGUUUUUGUGUCAGACACAAGUAUUGGUUCAUUCGUUUUUAUAUGUGUAUGUUUCCAUUGUCUAACGUGUAGAAAAACCGACUAAUCACAACUGAAAGUUUAAAAUAAGGCUUGAAUAGUGAGCUCAGUAAGACAUUGGAAACUGAUGCUGAGUUUUCAAGCAGUUGUUAAAAAGGCAAAAUUGUGCAUAAACAGCUGUUGAUAUUUUGAAUUUUGGCUGUAGGGUUCACGUGCCCAUUCUACACUAAAUCUACCUCUUUGCAUUGGAGCAAAAAAGAUGUUUCAGAACUGACGUAUAUAUGAGCUCCUAGUAAAAGCUAAGCUUAGAAUGUGAACAUUAUUUAUUUAAAUAGUGGAAAAUAUAGUUUUAUGCGUGAUACUUUGUGAUAAACUGAUGAAAUAUAUUUAUAUUUAAAAGCAUAACACUUACUGGGGUGCACUGCUGGUUACAUGACAUAACCUUACAAUGUAGGAAAAUGGUUUUUCUGCUAUGUGAAAAGGGAUGGUAGCUUUGUAAUUUAUAUAGCCCUUACCUAGCCAUGUCAGCAAAAUUCCCUCUUUUUCUUAUUUGUUCAGUGGUAUUGCAAAUAGGUUUGCCAAGUGUUCAGCUGGCUCCUUCAACAGCAGCUAGAUGGGCAGUGGGAUAAUGUUUGCCUCCAUGCUGUGAAAUGUAUUACCUGCUGAUUUUUGUGUAUCAAGUUGCUGUUAGAAGGCACAAGAGCAGGCUAGGCUGUUUUUGGUCAGUUGGCAACCUGGUUACAAAAUGGUUAAAGAUUAGUUUGCCUUGUAAUGACCUCUGUGUUCUUAUGAGGAUGAGGGAAGAUUUCUCUGUAUAGAAGACUCCACAUUGUAACUUAAAUGCUACCAAAGUGUAUGAAACUGCAAUAUUCUCUUUAUGCUAUAUUUACAAACACUCCAUGUAUUACAUUUGACCCCAAAACACUAAUGCAUCUCAUACGACUUUGGGGAAAGGUUUUUUUAAACACACACACACACACACACACCAAAACAAAACAAAAAAACAGACCGGUCAGAGUAUUUCCGGUUUGCAGCAGUGGUAUACUGGGAGAACAUAUUUUUCAGUUAAUUGAAAUAAAGAUCGGUUUCACUGUAAAUAUUGUGGUAGGUGUUUUGAGUAUGCAAAUUUCUCUGACAAUUUAUGCAAAGUCUUUAAAUGAUAUGAUGCCAGGCAAUUUAAAAAAUAACCUAAAUUCAGACCCAGAGACCAUUUUGUCACUAGGUUUGAAUCUACAUGGGUAGUUAUUUAUUUAUUUAUUUGGUAGCACAAUUAAAGGACUCCGAUUAAUUUUGCUUACCAGAAAUGUAUUGAUCCGUGCGACUCCUCUAACCAACUUGUAUAUAAUUGCAGUUGAUUGCCGUUUUCAUAGUAUUGUGUAAUGUUAAACAAAAGCAAAAAUAGAUGCACUCCAAAAUCUAAGGGGGCUCUUUAUAUUGUCCCUGCAAACAAAUUCAUAUGUUAAAAGUUUCAGUCUUGAUCUUUCCGUCUUCUGUUCCAGUCCUAUGAGCAUGAUCAAUGCAAGGACCUGCCAUUGAGCCAGGCUGCAAAGAGGGUGUUGGGUGGAGACAAAGCAGCUGUGUUGCUUAUGCAUCUUGCAUAGCUAUUGAAAAAUUACCCUUCAGUGGCAGAUGCGUAUUGUGAGGAAUUUCUGCGUGAAGCAGUUCAGAGUACCUGUCGGCCGUUAGGCACUUCAGUAUCUCGCAUACAUAUUGCUCCAUCCCCUGGGAGAAAUUUGCUCUCCAUAGUUGUGAGAACGAAGCGCAGUAACGGAUACAUGCCUGGCCUUCUGUCACAGGUUCACAAUGGCAUUGUAGCAGCAAUAUCUACUUCUAAAGGGUUAUGGAGUCGAAGUUUGCCAGUAGAGGUGUUGUAAUAUUAAUAGUUGUAGCUUAUGUAAAGAUAGUGAGGUACAACUAGGGGGGAAAAUGCAGGAAUGCUUACUGGAAAUCAAAUGUAUUGUGGGGAGAAGAAUUGUGCAGCUAGCUAUGAAUUCUGUUCGUAGCUUUGAACAGGUAACACUUGAUAUAAGGGUGAAUUUCUCCCCCUUUUUAAUAGUUUUAAUUGGAAAUGUUGGUCCUGAGUGUCAUAUGAUUCAUUCCAAAUACAGGUUAAUUAAAGUGGUCAGUAAAAAAGAUAAAUUUAUCAGAAUUGUUCUAGUAUGUUAAAAAACAAAAAUGUUCAGGCUUGACAGGGUAUCCCAUUGUUUUGCUAUAUUACAGAAAUUGCCAGUUGUGCCUGCUCUUAAUUGGAGAAUUCAGUAGAUACUAUCAUCAAAACAUUUACAUCUGAGCCAAACUCAAGACUUUAUGCAAACCGUAGAAGAAAUAGAAAUAUUAGAGACAAAUGAAUUUAAUUUAGUCAUUUGGAAGUAUGUCUCUUGAGUCUAGUCUAUAACAUGAAUUUGGAAACUUCAGAGAAUCAUUGCUGAAGCUGUACGAUUUUACAUGGUUAAUUUGGAUCUUUUAAAUACCAGUAUUUGAUUUAACUUCAAAUUCACUCUUAUGCACGAAACUGAGAAGUCUUGAUGCUUAAUAGAGGGAUGUUGGAGGUGAAGCCUUUUAUCAGAACAGGUGUGAGUGGCAACUUCAGUCUUCUGGAUUUAGUAGUCAAUCCAAAAUGGUUUGGGGGUUUUGAAUUUGUAUAAUUAAACCAUUAUGGUGUUUCCCUGGUGCAUGUUGUGUGAUUCUCACAUAAAUGCCUCAUUUUGACAUGACCUCAGUCUAUGCAACCAUGCCAAGUAUUUAUUUCAGAUACAAAACCAUAUCUGAGUUUUGUUUUGUGUUUGGGUCCCUGCACUUUUAUCAUUGAAUAAUUUAUUCAUUUUGCUCUUACAUUUAUAGUAUUGCCUUUUUAAGAGGGUGGUAAAGAAAUAAUGGGUAUUCAUUCAAUGAUUGGUUUACAUUUAGAAAAUGAUUAUUAGUUGGAUUGUUUAACAGAAAAUAAUUAUUACUUUUACAUUUGAUUCCAGGUUGAUUUAUUUGCUUGAACCUUACUAACUUAUUAACCUUCAAAUUUAUUUGAAAAAAUACAAAUUAUGAAACUGCUACAAAGAUUCACAUCUCCAAUAAGAGUUGUUCUUAGUCAUUAUUGUUACUGUGUUUUUGAACAUUCGUUUGUAAUUUGAUUGAUACUGCAAAUUUAAAGACACACUAGAGGCUCUAACUCAGGCAUCCCCAAACUUCGGCCCUCCAGAUGUUUUGGACUACAAUUCCCAUCUUCCCCGACCACUGGUCCUGUUAGCUAGGGAUCAUGGGAGUUGUAGGCCAAAACAUCUGGGGGGGGCACAGUUUGGGGAUGCCUGUUCUAACUGAACAAACUUACAAAUACGGACAGUAUGCAAUAUUAGGGAAUGUUACUACAGUACUAUAAAUGCUACAAUGCAAAACUAAUAAAGGUAUUUUGCAAAGGCAGUGUGUGUGUUCUGAAUUUAGAACUUGCAGUGUUUCUUCAUAAGUUAUGAUAACUUUUCAGACCAGAAGCGUGUACAAACGUAGACUGCACUGUUAGAAAUCUCUACUGGAAGGCUUGCAGCCAAACCCAAUGCAUUGGUUAUUCAGAAGUAAGUUUAUCUAUAUUUCCUGCCCUCGGUCAUAUGUAGGUAUGUAGAGCCAUUAUAGUUUUAAUUUACUCAGUUUUUAGCUAUACCUCUUGGGAUUGGAAGAAUCAGAUGGGAUAGGAGAAAAUCUUGUACAAUUCCUUAGGACCAAAUCCUAUAAAGUCCUAAUUCUCCAAGUGCCAUCUUGAUUCAAAAUGGCAGGUGGUGUCAAACAUGAAUGAAGAGUGCCACCCCCACCCUGGGAGCCUCAUGCUAGGUUUGGCAACGAUAUCUCAAGAGGCAUCAAGAUGUAUAGGGAACAAA